Molecule: messenger RNA, 723 nt
Organism: Colletotrichum abscissum
Lineage: Eukaryota; Fungi; Ascomycota; Sordariomycetes; Glomerellales; Glomerellaceae
Exons: 2
Coding region: 1-723 (240 amino acids)
Source: RefSeq, a predicted model, not a curated record
AUGAAGUUCCUCAACCUCGGCCUUGUCGCCAUCUCCUCCCUCUUCGCCACUUCCCUCGCGGCGCCUGCCCUCCCGGGCCUCCCUACUGAUGUCACCGACGUCGCGAAGGUCCCCGUCGUCCACAUCCCCGUUGUCCCCGAGACCGACGCCCCCGUCAAGCGCACUGAGGUCGUUUACACCAAGAUCCAGUACACCAUCGUCGAGGUCAAGAAGCACUGCUCCACCAUCAACUCCACCGUCGACGGUGUCACCAAGGGCCAGAUCGCCCAGAAGAAGGCCGACAUCAUCAAGCUCGUCAAGAGCGAGGUCACCAUCAUCAUCAGCCUGAUCCACUCCCUCGUCGGCGACAUUGUCGAGUGCCUUGGCGAGACUGUCGAGAUUGUCGGUGAGGAGAAGGAGAAGAUCAUCUCCUGCGUCCUUGAGCUCAUCUUUGACAUCAUCUACUGCCUGAAGCAUGUCAUCAAGGUUCUCGGCUGCAGCAUCUUCGAGCUCCUCGGCCCCAUCAUCUUCGUCCUCCUCACCGUUGUCUUCCACCUCCUCUGCUCCCUCAACGGCCUCAUCGAGGGUCUCUUGGAGCUCGUCUGCUCCGUCCUUGGCGGUGUCAUUGGCCUCCUCCUUGAGGUCCUUGCCGGCCUUCUGCCCAUCGUCCUUGGCCUCGUCGGAGGUAUUCUCAAGGCCAUCAACCUUGGCGGCCUUCUCUGCAGCGUCGGCAGCAUCUUCUAA